This is a messenger RNA of Acanthopagrus latus (yellowfin seabream), 2031 nucleotides long. It is a transcript of the gene slc75a1, whose product is annotated as major facilitator superfamily domain containing 10. Gene Ontology annotation, cellular component: brush border membrane. Gene Ontology annotation, biological process: transmembrane transport. The transcript has 13 exons. Gene Ontology annotation, molecular function: transmembrane transporter activity. The record is from RefSeq and is a predicted model, not a curated record. Bases 288 to 1649 code for a protein of 453 amino acids. NCBI's taxonomy places the organism in Eukaryota, Metazoa, Chordata, Actinopteri, Spariformes, Sparidae.
GGCUGAGCUGCUGUCGUAACGGGCUCGACAAGUCCCUGAGAGACUGCGGAAGGCGAAAAUACGAGUCUGCCCUGAAGGCAGCAUUCUCGUCUGUGUUGCGUUGGUUGCGACGCGUUCUUGUCAUCCAAAUGUAAGAGGACACCGCUUCCUGGUGCGGACUAAUAGAAAUGGACUGAUGAGACGGAGAGAGAGAGAAGGUAGUGCUGCCCGAGUCGGUGUGAUCUGCUGUGAUUUUACGAGUCUGCGGGAGAAACGGAACACAAGCGACACAAGAGUCCAUCGCAGGAAUGUCGACCGUAAACAAAGCGGCAGAGGAUGGCGGCUCCUUCUCCUCAAAGGUCAUCAACAUCGUGUUUAUCAUCCUGCUGCUGGACCUGCUGGGAUUUACACUGAUUCUACCUCUGCUGCCUUCCAUUCUGGACCACUACGCACAAACAGGGGAUGCCGUGUAUCAGUCUCUGCAGAGUGUUGUGGAUUGGUUCAGGGAGGCCGUGGGGAUUCCCCUGGAGAAGAAAUACAACACUGUCCUGUUUGGAGGUCUGAUCGGGUCGCUGUUCUCUCUGCUGCAGUUCCUGAUGUCACCUUUAACCGGCGCUCUCUCAGACCGACAUGGCAGACGACCCAUGCUCCUUCUCACUACAUUGGGGCUGAUGUCCUCCUACGCGGUCUGGGCCAUUUCCCGGAGCUUCAGCAUGUUCCUUUUGUUUCGAGUAAUUGGGGGCGUUUGUAAGGGCAACGUCAGCCUCUGCACUGCCAUCGUUGCCGACCUGCCUUGCCCAAAAGCACGGAACCGAGGGAUGGCCAUGAUCGGCAUCGCCUUCUCUGUGGGCUUCACUGUGGGACCUCUGAUGGGCGCCUACUUUGCUGUCAGCUCCAGAGCAACAGGAAAUGUCUUCUUCCAGACUCCAGCUCUGCUCGCUCUGGCCUUUAGUGCUGCUGAUCUGCUCUUCAUUUGGCUCAUGCUGCCAGAGACGCUCACAAAGGACGUCAAGGCGUCAUCUUCAGGCUUCGGGGACUCCAGGGACCUUCUGCACCCACUGUCCUUAUUCCAUUUUUCAGCUGUUACCCGGGUGAAAGAUCCACCUGCAACAAAAAGAAUGCUGAAGCUUCAAGUGUUGGGCCUGGUUUAUUUCUGCUACCUCUUCCUGUUCUCCGGUCUCGAGUUUACGCUCAGUUUUCUGACUCACCAACGCUUCCAGUUUACAAGUAUGCAGCAAGGAAAGAUGUUCUUCUUCAUUGGUGUCAUCAUGGCUUUGAUCCAGGGUGGAUAUGCCCGCAGAAUAAAGCCCGGGCACCAUAUCAAGGCUGUUCGUACGGCGAUCAUAGCAUUAAUCCCGGCGUUUGUUCUCAUCGGGCUGUCAUGGAAUAUAACAAUGCUUUAUGUCGGGCUGGCGUUAUACUCAUUCGCGGCUGCAAUAGUAGUCCCAUGCUUGUCUACGCUCGUUUCUGACCACGGCUCGGCCAGUCAGAAGGGCACAGUGAUGGGGAUUCUGCGUAGUUUGGGCGCUCUGGCCAGAGCACUGGGACCAGUGGUGUCGUCCUCCGUUUACUGGAUAGCUGGAGCUCAGACCUGUUUUCUCCUCACAUCAGCCUCUUUCAUUAUCCCCCUGGCUCUCCUGAGAAUAGCUGGGAGGCUAAAAGAGGAGUGAGACACGCAAAGACUUUUGGAUGUUCGGUAGAUUUAAUGAAUGUUUUAUAUAUUUACAUCUGCCUGGAGAACAAGCACUACUUAAUACGUCGACAUGAACAAAAAAAUAAUAAUAAUAAUAAUAAAAAGAUGCCAAGGACCGUCUCAUGAAGCAAUACAUAUCACAAGAUAAUGAUGCACCUGCCACAACAGAGGGACGUUAUUGGCUGGGCUACAAAUAACAUUUGUUCUUGUGAAACAUGGAUAUCAUUUUAUACUGCUAUAUUUUAUGAAUCACUCAGAUUUUGUAUUUUACAAAAGGAGCAUUUUAUUUUAGUUGUCUAUAAAAAUGUGGAUAUUCUAUUUUCUUGUACAAAGAAUAAACGAGAAAGUCAACAUCUGUC